UCGGAGGGCUCGGACAGCUCGGCGGGCGGCUGGGCGUCGUGGAGGGUGUCCGGCGAGCACCUCCCCCUGGUGGUGGGCGGGGUGGCCGGUGGAGCCCUCAUCGUCAUGCUCAUCGUGGCGGCCGUCGUCUGGCGGCUGUGCGUCCUGCGCCGCGACAAGCAGUACCGCGUCCGAAUGGGGGAGAGCGUCCCUGAGGCCAGACCAGUUCAGCCGGUGAUGCCGAGCGAGUCCGCAGUGUUCGCCUCGCCCGUGUCCGGCCGCUGGGCGUACCAGAGCCGGCUGCUGGGGUCGGGGGGUUCCGAGUCCCCCCGCGGCAGCUCCACGCCCCCGGCGGGGCUGCGCUCGCCCUCGCUCGGCCCGCUGGGGGGCUCGCCGCUCGCCACGCCCCACCACCCCACGCCCCACGCGACGCCCCCGCCUCAGGCCUGGGUCUACGGGGACACCAUCAUCGCCGAGGCCAGGUCGGCGUCGGCGUCCGCCAGCCCCGCCGUGCACCGGUCCAUCAGCCUCCAGCUGGCGCAACAGAGCCCGGGGCGGAGGUACCCGGCCGGGUGCGGGCGCGCCUCCGGGGGCCGGCCCCUGAGCGCGGUGAGCUCCAUGGGCAGCUACUCGGCGGGCUGCAGCCCGGCCACGGCGCGCCACUCGGCCUCGCUGCUGCCGCCCCCGCCGCCCGAGUUCCUGCUGCCCGACAUCUGCGAGUUCAACCCGGGCGCGUCCUCCGGCAGCACGCAGUACGCCUCGAGCAGUGUGCUGGACGAGGGCGCCGAGGGCGACUCGCUGGACGGCGACAGCCCCGGCGCGCUGCAGCAGCAGGAGGCGCUGCGGACGCGCUCGCUGCCGUCCAGCGUGCGCAACAAGCAGCGGCCGCUGGGCUGCGAGGAGGACCUGGACCAGCUCUACGCCAAGGUCAACUUCAGCAAGAAGCGCAAGAACCGCAUGCGCCACGACGAGGCGGCCAUCAUCGCCAUCAGCAAGUCGCGCAGCCAGUUCCUCGACAAGAUGGCCGCCGAGCAGGACGAGGACGCGCUGGUCGACAACGAGGCCGUCAUCGUGUACAACGAGCGCACCGCCCUGUGAGCGGCGGGUGACUCGGCUGAAGACUUUUAGAUCUAGCCACUGGUCUAGAAAAAAAAAAAGAAAUGUGCUCAACUGGUACGCUGGGUGGAUCUUAAGCAUAACGAAGCCUCUCCAUGAACUCGAACUCGAACGAAUGUCGACCUUGAGAAAAAGGAUGUGAAUUCUGAAAAUGUAUAAUUGAAAAAUGACUUUCUUUUAGAAAUUGGUAAAAAAAGUCUGUUCAGUUUUAAGGCGCGUGCUGAUUCUGGUGUCGAUUGUGGUGUAGUACGU
This is a messenger RNA of Frankliniella occidentalis (western flower thrips), 1347 nucleotides long. RefSeq lists its product as uncharacterized. The record is from RefSeq and is a predicted model, not a curated record. Lineage: Eukaryota; Metazoa; Arthropoda; Insecta; Thysanoptera; Thripidae. The transcript is spliced from 5 exons. Bases 106 to 1077 code for a protein of 323 amino acids.